UAGAAAGAGAAACUAAUUUGUAAUUUAUACAUAAUCAAACGAAGAUUGUAAUUUCCAUACCCAACUCAAAAUCAAUCUAAAACCCAUCACUAUCAUCUCCCAAUGGCAUUGAUCUCCCCCGACCCAUCAACAGACCACGCCCCCGUCGACUUCCGCGCCCCGCCGCCUUCCCCGGUCGCCUCCGGCCGCCGCUCCUCUGUCACAAACGAAGACGUCCUGUCCAAUUUCCUCCAACACUCUCUCCCCGUCCCAAACCUCACUUUGCCCGAUAAAGUCUUCCCCCGCCAAAAAUCCAUCCAAAACCCUCCGAGAAUCGACUUUCGCAACCUCGACGAUGCCGUUCAAGAAAUCCUCGGAUCUAUCUCCGGAAGCGGGUGUUUUCAGCUCGUGAAUCACGAGAUCAGGGGAGAAGUUGUCCGGUCGGUUUUGACGGCCGGAGCCGGGGUUUUCGGGUUGUCGCCAGAGGAGAAGGCGGCGGUGGUGAGGUCGCCGGAGAAGGUAUAUGGGUUUGAGGAGUUUCGUGGGGAGGAUGAGAGAGAGAUGGGGGAAGAGUUUGUUUGGUGUAGAGAUGAAGGGUUGGAGUUGGAAAUGGAGGGAGUUUGGCCAACUGGAUAUUCAAAUUUCAGUAAUAAAAUGGAAAGACUUCUGUUGGAGAUAGAGAAGAUAGCUGGAAAAAUCUUCCAAGUCCUAAAGGAGCACACCAUGAGAAACCCAAUAUGUGAAAAUGGCACAACAGAAGGUCAAGAAAUUGCCAACUCCAUCUGCUAUCUCUACAAGCAUUGCCCCAACAUCAAUGGCGAUGAGUCGGCCAACUCACUGAAAUAUGAUGUGAUCAGAAUGCUGGUGAGGGGAUCAGAUUACUCUCAUGCACUCUGUUUGCACCUCUGUGAUGGAUCCUCGGAGUUUCAUGUUUAUUCCAAGAAAGGGUGGGUGUCUUUUUGCCCGGAUAAAGAUGCCAUAGUCAUCACAAUUGGAGAUCAAAUCCAGGCAUGGAGUGGUGGGAAGUACAAGCAUGUGAUAGGAAGGCCAAUCUUCAAAGGAGAAGCUGAAGAAGACAGUUGUAUCUCUAUGGCUUUCCUCUGUUCUCCCCAAAACGUCACCAAUAGUUUGAAAACAAAUAAAGGGAAAAAACCCAUAUCACUUGGCCUACAAGCCUUGGUGGCAAUACUUUUCACUCUUCUUUACCAUUUUUGGGUUUAUUUCACUUGAUCCUCCAAGCCAUUACUUGGUCAAAACAAGCUUUCAAUGGUUUUUUUGCCCCCCAACAAAUUAGUAUCCAAAGGGUGUGAUUUUUUUGAAGAGGGUGAAGAUAGGGAAAGUGCUUCACCAUGCCAAUGGAGUAUAGUGUUAAGGGUUUGCGGUAUCCCUCAUUUUCUUCGCAACAAAUAUUUAUAGAACGAAAAAAUUACGUUGUCUCCUUUGUCGUCACGAGGGGAUUAAUGCUUUCGAAUAUGUACAUGAGUGUGAUUAAACGUGUUUGUCAAAUGCUAUUUUUUCCCAUAUAAACGAUGUAAUUUACGACAUCGAUGGUUGAGAUCGCGGGUUCAAUUUUCCAUGAUAGUUGAAGCUUUUCAGAGA
This is a messenger RNA of Rhododendron vialii, 1578 nucleotides long. RefSeq names its product 1-aminocyclopropane-1-carboxylate oxidase. The transcript is spliced from 3 exons. Lineage: Eukaryota; Viridiplantae; Streptophyta; Magnoliopsida; Ericales; Ericaceae. Bases 103 to 1209 code for a protein of 368 amino acids. The record is from RefSeq and is a predicted model, not a curated record.